Messenger RNA from Coffea eugenioides, 3994 nucleotides. Its product is annotated as putative late blight resistance protein homolog R1B-17. The record is from RefSeq and is a predicted model, not a curated record. NCBI's taxonomy places the organism in Eukaryota, Viridiplantae, Streptophyta, Magnoliopsida, Gentianales, Rubiaceae. Bases 113 to 3847 code for a protein of 1244 amino acids. Gene Ontology annotation, molecular function: ADP binding. Gene Ontology annotation, biological process: defense response to other organism. The transcript is spliced from 4 exons.
AUAAGCAAUUUUCAGGAAAGAAAUACUUUGCUAGCUCUGCAGUUAGUGAGAUUUGUUUCUCUCUUAAAAUUUGAGAGUGAAACUGACGAAAAUCCCUCCAUAAGAGAUCGAGAUGGCCUCCACUUGCAGCAUCGAUCGUGUCUUACUUGGUCUAGAGUCGCUCCGGAACAGCUCCGGAAUAUCCCUUCAUCUUCUUUUCGAUGUUCGUAUUGCAAUCAAACGCAUGAAAUUUCUCAAAACAUUUCUUAUGUGUGCUAGAAAGUGGAGCCAAAGCAAUGAUUUGUACUUGCAAUCUGACAAUGUUGUGAAGAGGGUAAGUCUUCCAGCUUUCUUAUCUUGUAUCGAAGAUACCUUUCACAAAUAUGAGGAGGAUAUUCACUCUCUUUCCCGUGAUAAGAUAUAUGUAGUGUUCCGCGAAAUUCAGAAAGAGAUCAUAUCACUCAAGCAAGAAAUCAUCCAAAUUUACUUUGCUUUGGCAACUUUGGCAAGCAACAGGUCAUUUCAAUCAAAUUCUUGUAUGACAGAUGAUGAACUGUUGGAAUUCAUAGACCUCAUCCUCCAAAAUCUAGCAGCAUUGAGAAAUCUCGAUAUGAAUUGGCAAAUUACUAAAUACUCUAUUUGUGCUGCUUUGAGUGCUCAAGUCCAAGAUCUUGAAGCAAAGCUGACAUUCUUGAAAAGCUUCAUUCCCUUUGCCAAAAUGCGAGGAACGGCAGAUAUUCCUGCCUUGCUAUUGGCUCACUUUGAAGUGGUGGCUUUGACCGCAGCAGGCCUCUCUUACAUGUGGUCCUUUUGGAAUGAUUUUGAGGCAAAGCACAAUCCUGAGUUCUACGGCAGAAGUAUUUGCAGCUUCAAACUCCUCAUCAUCAUAGUUGUUGAUUUUCAUGUCUACGAGAUUUAUAAGGAAGUACUUGCAGCUUCAAACUCCUCAGCAUCAUUACAUACAGCAGUGAUGGAUGAGCGGAUAUUGAACAACUUCAACGAUUCUCUGAUAGGACGUCUCUGGGAGUUGUUAUGCUGCAGCUCUAGCUCUGUGGAUUCUAUGAAAGAUGAAAUGCAAACACUCUAUGCAGAACUGAGGUUUUUGAGAAGCAUUUUAAGGGAGCAUCAUAAGAUGAUGGAUGAACAAAAUGAAAAAAUUGGAGUUCUCCUUGGUGAGGCAGGCAUUAUACUAUUCUCGCCCACUCUGAGCAGAGUGAUAGCAGGAGAAGUUAGCUUCUCAGGAUCCACCCAGGUUCUUGAUUUUCGUCAUAUGCUGGCCAAUAUCAAGCAUUUUAAGGAUCAGAUCAGUGGCUCAAGUACUAUAGAGAGUCUUCCUAAUUCCUCUCAUAGCUUAAGAGCACCAGAAGUUAGCCAGACUUCCAGCCGCAUGCUAUCAAAGGGUGAAAUGCCAAUAGACCAUGAAGUCAUGGUUGGUCUUGAUGAUGGGGCAGAAAAAGGAAUUGAACCACUUAUCAAGGAUUUUGAGGAGAAGCUCAGUGUCUCAAGUACUAUAAAGAGUCUUCCUAAUUCCUCUCAUAGCUUAAGAGCACCAGAAGUUAGCCAGACUUCCAGCCGCAUGCUAUCAAAAGGUAAAAUGCCAAUAGCUCGUGAAAUCAUGGUUGGUCUUGAUGAUGAGGCAGCAAAAGUAAUUGAACGACUUGUAAGCGGACCAGAACAUGUGGAAAUUGUUCCCAUUGUGGGAAUGGCUGGGCUUGGUAAAACAACUUUAGCCAAAAAGGUUUACAAUGAUAAUUCAAUUAUCUAUAACUUCCACAUUCGCCUUUGGUGCACUGUUUCUCAGGAAUAUAACAAGAAAAGCUUGUUAACACAAAUUUUGUGCUCUGAUGGAAAACACUCUAGGAUGGAUGACUUGAAUGAAGAUAACUUGCUUCAAAAGCUCCGUCAAAGGCUAUUGCAGAAUCGGUAUCUUGUUGUUUUUGAUGAUGUCUGGGACAUUGAGGUAUGGAAUGAGCUGAGAAAUGCAUUCCCCAAUGACAAAAACCAAAGUAGAAUCAUCUUUACGAGUCGAUCUUCUAAUGUAGCUUCACAGGUUCAAUAUGGUGGAGAACCUCACAAAAUUCGCUGCCUUACUGUCGAAGAGAGUUUCGAAUUGCUGCAGAAGAAGGUGUUUGGAGAAGAAGAAGAAUGUCCUCAAGCAUUGCAUGAAUUGGGAAUGGAGAUUGCUGAAAAGUGCUGGGGGUUGCCACUUGCACUUGUUGUUGUAGCUGGAGUCCUAGCAACUAUAGAGCAUGAUAUUUUGCUUUGGGAAAAGUUUGCUGAAAGUUUAACUUCAACCAUGGUGUCUGGUACAGACCAGUGGAAGAAGUCCUUGGAGCUCAGUUAUGAGCAUCUACCAUAUCACUUGAAGGCAUGCUUGCUGUAUUUUGCUGCAUUUCGAGAAGAUGAAAAAAUUGGUGCCAAGAGUUUGAUGCGUCUAUGGAUUGCAGAAGGGUUUGUGGAAAUAAUUGAAGGAAAGAGAUCAGAGGACACUGCAGAAGAAUAUUUGAUGGACCUAAUUGGCCGAAACCUGGUCAUGGUAAGUAAAAGCAGAUCCAUUGGUGGAGUCAAAACUUGUUACUUUCACGAUUUGAUAUUUGAGUUCUGUAAGGGCGAGGCGAAAGAAAAGAAAUUUCUUCAGGUCCUGCGAGGAUAUGAUGAGCUUUCUACCUUUAAUGAGCCUCCCAACCUACCUCGGUUGUCCAUUCGCUCCAGUGGAGAAGAUUUUAUAAAGUCAAGGCUAUUUUGUCCGCAUUUAGCCAGUCUGCUAUUCUUUGAUGCUACUCCAGGAUAUCAUAAGUUUGAGUUGUUUAAUAUCUCCUUCCUUUUUUGCAUCUACAAACGUCUUGAAGUUUUGAAUUUAGAGGGCAUUAACCUAAGGCUGAAGGAGCUUCCAGCUGAAGUCGAAUCACUUCUUUGUUUGAGGUACUUAGCCCUUACAGCUUUGUUGAUGAGAUGCAUUCCAUCCUCUAUCGCCAAGCUCUCACAUUUGGAAACCUUUUGUCUAAAUUCUAAAGAGAAGGUUUCAUUGCGAGAUAGCAUCUGGAACAUGAAGAAGUUGAGGCAUGUGUAUGUUAGGGGUGGCGUCGUUAUUCGUCUGCCUUCCAAUGACAACGUUGUUGAAAACCUCUCCACUUUACCCAAUUUAGACACACUCUCUUGUUUGUGUCUUUGUGAAGAGGGAGAGAGCUCUUCCUCCCUUUAUGAAGAGGGAGAGAACCUUUAUGAAGAGGGAGAGAACUUAUUGAGAAGGAUUCCCAACGUUCGCCGACUUAAAAUUUACGAUCGUCAGACUGGAAAUGGAGUGUUGAACUUGAGUCGACUAGAAUGCCUAGAAUCACUCACCUGGUCGGGCAAUUACUCCUCAGGUUCAUGGGAACAUGUUGAGCCUCCUUUUCCCAUGAAUUUGAAGAAGUUGAGUCUUCGCAAUCUGGGUCUUCCCUGUAGCAAAAUGUCAUUGAUUGAACAACUACCCAACCUUGAAGUCCUCAAAUUAAGAGACCGGGCAAUGGUCGGCCAAAGAUGGGAGCUGAUGGUAGGAGGAUUCCCUAAACUCAGGGUCUUGACUUUGGAAGAUGUAGAGGUUGCGGAGUGGACAGAGGCAGACCCUGACAGUGAUGAUUACUUCCCGCGUCUUCAGCAAUUAAAUCUUCAAAGAAUUUAUAAUUUGGAAAUGAUGCCUGCUUGUUUAGGGAGUAUAUCUACUCUUGAAACAAUUCAGGUGGGUGAUUGCAGAGAUGGCGUCAAAUCUUUAGUACGGGAAAUUGAAGCAGCACAGGAAUAUAAUAAUGGAAAUGAGAAUCUGAAGAUCAUUUAUGGAAAUACCCGGUGCAAUUUCAGUGAUAUCAUCAGGGAGUGCAUGCCGCGGUAGUUUUUCCUCUUCAGAUUGUAAUUGGUCAUCUGUGCGGCCUGGCUUUCUUUGAUACUUUUGUGGAAGAUUGAGGUAAAAGUUGGAAAGGAUCGAUGGCUCUUUUCUUGUCAAGAUAUGGUGGAAACAAUCAAUGAGAUUAUUCAGAUA